Molecule: messenger RNA, 1703 nt
Organism: Myotis lucifugus (little brown bat)
Lineage: Eukaryota; Metazoa; Chordata; Mammalia; Chiroptera; Vespertilionidae
Product: inactive tyrosine-protein kinase 7-like
Exons: 3
Coding region: 411-872 (153 amino acids)
Biological process (GO): multicellular organism development; positive regulation of kinase activity; protein phosphorylation
Cellular component (GO): signaling receptor complex
Molecular function (GO): transmembrane receptor protein tyrosine kinase activity; ATP binding
Source: RefSeq, a predicted model, not a curated record
UAGUAGAAAAUACGUAGUUUUGAAGUAAAAAGGAAAAGGAACAACCCGUUAGGAUGUGAGCCAUGAUCACUGACGGGUAUUUUUCUCACGUGGUUACUAUGUGCUCUCCCCACCCACGUGCCGCUCGCCUGUCCAGCACCUGCUGCGUGUCCAGGUGGUCCCAGAGCUCAAUUUCAUCUGGUUCUGUUCUUCCAGCAGCCCAGCGAGGCAGGCACUGUUAUCCCCGCUCAACAGAGAAGGAAGCUAAGCGGUUGUGGCUUUGCCUUGGGCUUCCUGAGCACACCGAUGGCAUGGAGACCCACCAAGGGUUGUGUGGGGGGCGGUCACUUGGAUCCCCGAGACGUGGGUGCUUUGAUGAGUGAGUCCCUUUCUUGCUCCAGGUGGCCCUGUGCACCCAGGUGGCCCUGGGCAUGGAGCACCUGUCCAACAACCGCUUUGUGCACAAGGACCUGGCCGCUCGGAACUGCCUGGUCAGCGCCCAGAGACAGGUGAAGGUGUCGGCCCUGGGGCUCAGCAAGGACGUGUACAACAGUGAGUACUACCACUUCCGCCAGGCGUGGGUGCCUCUGCGCUGGAUGUCCCCCGAGGCCAUCCUGGAGGGCGACUUCUCCACCAAGUCUGAUGUCUGGGCCUUUGGUGUGCUGAUGUGGGAAGUGUUCACCCAUGGAGAGAUGCCCCAUGGCGGGCAGGCCGACGACGAGGUGCUAGCAGACUUGCAGGCUGGGAAGACCAGACUCCCACAGCCUGAGGGCUGCCCUUCCAAGCUCUACCGGCUGAUGCAGCGCUGCUGGGCCCUCAGCCCCAAGGACAGGCCCUCCUUCAGCGAGAUUGCCAACACCCUGGGAGACAGCCCCGCAGACAGCAAGCCAUGAGGAGGGAGCCCAGGCAGGCUGUGCCUCAGGCUGGCGUGGGCACGGGAGGACCUCCUGACAGGUGCCUGCAGCAUGAUGGGCAAGAUCCCUGUCCUCCUCGGCCCUCCGGGCCCCACCCUGGCCCCACAGGCACUGCUGAGGUUUGGGCUGGGCCUGCGAUUCCCUCCUCUCUCUUACCCUCAGCCCUUGGGGGGGUUGACUCGGACCCGGACUGGUGACUAGGACCUUGGGCUGGGCAGCUUUUUCUGCCACCCCUCCCCCCAUCAGGGGCAGUGUAGGUGCCUCAGGUAACACCAAUUUCUGGCCUAGGUCUCCGCCCCUUGGCCAGGUGCAGUUCCGCCCCUCACCUGCUAACUUUGCCCAGGGCAGGCGAGGCUGCAGAUGAGCCGGGUUGGAGGGGCGUUCCUUAAUAUACUCAAAUUCCUGGGUAGUGCUGGCCCACGGGGCAGAAUAUUUUAUCACCUCGGGGUCUGCGCCAGAAUCGGGGAGGACACAGCCAGUGCGUCCUCCCCACAUGGACUUGUGCACGCUGACCCUGACCUGUGUCUCCUCCCCACCCUUCUCUCCUUUCCUCAUCCUAAGUGCCUGGCAGAUGAAGGAGUUUCAGGAGCUUUUGACAUUAUAUAACCCGCCCUUUUUGUAUGCACCACGGGCGGCUUUUGUAUGUACCGUACUCGCAGCGUAGGGUGGGUGGGCAUGGGAGGGAGGGGUGCGCCUUGGAGGAGAUGGGGACGGGGACCACCCCUGCCUCACACUUUUAUUGUUGUUGUGUGUUUGUUGUUGUUUUUUUACACUCACUGUUCUCAAUAAAGAAGCCUUUUUUACAACCUG